GAGGGGGUCAGCGUCGCCGGGGGGGUGUGCUCCGGCCCGGGAGCGCUGCGCCAUGAGCUGCCGCCUUCAGUGCCUCUAAAAAUUAAAGUUUAAAUUCCAGAAGGCGGCGGCCUUGCGUGUGCUGAGCGCGGGGGGGGCCUGUCAGCGCCCCAGAGCACCGUGAGUGAUGCCCAAGAAGUUCCAAGGGGAGAACACCAAGUCGGCUGCUGCCCGAGCGAGGAAGGCUGAGGCAAAGGCAGCAGCCGAUGCCAAGCGGCAGCAGGAGCUGGAAGAUGCCUACUGGAAGGAUGAUGACAAACACGUGAUGAGGAAGGAGCAGAGGAAGGAGGAGAGGGAGAAGCGGCGGCUGGAGCAGCUGGAGCGCAAGAAGGAGCUGCAGCGCCUGCUGGAAGAGGAGGACUCCAAGCUGAAGGGGAAGUCACCCAAGCAGGCCACGCCGGGCAAAGUCACCAGGGCCCAGAUUGAGGAGACCAUCAGGAAAGACCAGCAGCAGAAGGAGAAUGCAGACACGGUGGAGAAGGAGAAGACUCACUUGGAGGUCCCCUUGGAGGAGAACAUCAACAGACGGGUCCUGGAGGAAGGAACAGUGGAGGCCAGGACGAUCGAGGAUGCCAUUGCCGUCCUCAGCGUUGCCAACGACGUGGACCGGCACCCGGAGCGCCGCAUGAAAGCCGCCUUCACGGCUUUUGAAGAGGUCAACCUGCCCCGCCUGAAGCAAGAGAACCCCAACAUGCGCCUGUCCCAGCUCAAGCAGCUCCUCAAGAAGGAGUGGAUGAAGUCUCCAGAAAACCCCAUGAACCAGAGGCACAAAGCUUACAACAGCCAGAAGUAGAAUUCGAGCCCAUCAUCCCCCCACGGACGGCGGGCCGGAGCCGCGGGCUCUGCUCGGUUGAAGCAGGAGGCACGGGAGCCUCCUCUCCUUUUGUUUCCCUUCCCCACCCCCUCUUUCCUUCUCUCCCUGUUGUCGGAUUUAAGACCAGCACGAGGUCACAGCCCAGCUCCAGCACCCCGCUGUCCUCGCUCUGGUUGUCAUCCCCACGCAUUCACCCCCCCCCCCCCGGCCCCGGGCAGCCGGUGCAGACCCAUAGGGGCACUAACGCUGCCGCGUGCUUCUGAGUUCAGCUGGUGUCUCACAGAAAGCUACUAACGCACUUCCCAGCGCGGGGUGCCCGCCUGCUGCCCCCUGGAAGGUGGGGGUCCCGCACCCGGACCUGACCCAGCGUGCAUCCAUCCAUCCCUGCUUGCGCCGCGCUCUCGCGCUCCGCCGGGCGAAUCCUUGCAGGUGUCCUGAGAGCGCCCCGAGGAAAGCGCCUGCCCUCUGCUCCUCCUGGUGCUGGGGCGUCCCCGGAGAGAUCUCGUGCUGCCAUCGCUGCUGGCCCUGCCUCCCUCCUCGUUCCUUUCCAUCAGGAUGAGACCCAACGGGGACACGGGCUCCGUCGGCACCGCGCUAUGGGGAAGAGCGAGCUGGGAGAGCCAGCACCGUGCUGUGGCUCCUGCCCCGUCUGCAUGGGACACGAGAGCCGGACUGUGCCUUUCCUGGGGGGCUCCCAGAGCCUCGUGCGCCGCUGCUGGGCCAAGGGCACGCCGAGGGGGGGGGCUGCACCCUGAGGGCCGCCCCGCCAAGGGGAGCUGCUGCUUCUCCAGCUGCUGAUGGUGCAGACUCACACAGGGAUGUGCCCUGCAGCCCCGCAGAAGGGGCCGUGAGACCACAGAGCCUCUCCCGGCCUCGCUGCCCACCCCCCCCCCCUGCACCGGGCAAGGCAGAGGAGAAGGCGCUGAGCUCCCCU
Numida meleagris (helmeted guineafowl) is the source of this 1787-nucleotide messenger RNA. RefSeq names its product coiled-coil domain containing 124 (gene CCDC124). Gene Ontology annotation, molecular function: transcription coactivator activity. Gene Ontology annotation, biological process: transcription by RNA polymerase II. The record is from RefSeq and is a predicted model, not a curated record. The coding region runs from base 167 to 832 and encodes 221 amino acids. NCBI's taxonomy places the organism in Eukaryota, Metazoa, Chordata, Aves, Galliformes, Numididae. The transcript has 5 exons. Gene Ontology annotation, cellular component: nucleus.